Messenger RNA from Athalia rosae (coleseed sawfly), 3900 nucleotides. RefSeq lists its product as uncharacterized. Gene Ontology annotation, biological process: signal transduction. The transcript has 12 exons. The record is from RefSeq and is a predicted model, not a curated record. Lineage: Eukaryota; Metazoa; Arthropoda; Insecta; Hymenoptera; Athaliidae. The coding region runs from base 864 to 2543 and encodes 559 amino acids. Gene Ontology annotation, molecular function: GTPase activator activity.
ACAGCAGUUGCAUCGCUGUCCAUAACGGACGUUGAUAAAUAUAAAAAUUACGUGUACUGUGAAAUGUAAGACAAACAAUAAAAAUCAAUAACUCCAAUUCCAGGGACGUGACAGUAAUGAAGCAUUCAAGAAGACCGCCUGCAAUUGUAUCUCCGUUUAAUAGGCAAGUAACGUUAUGGAAUCACUGUAUGGCGACGAUCUAUGGUCUCCUAGCGCGGCCUAGGUGGCCGAGGACAGAACGCCACAGGAGGUGUCAAGGCCACAUUGAUUUUUUUCUAAUCAAGUGAAAGGUGUGGUACUUUACCCGUUGAAGAUGUCCCCAUGUAUGAAAUAAGUUUGUUGUUUGAUCCGACGGGUGUCAAAAAUGUCGGAGUUGAACGAGCUUCGCGGCCUUUCGAAAACAUAAACAUACCUACGGUGGCCUACCGCGGGCCACAAAAUCCGCGGUAAUUUAGAAAUGUAUCAGGUACGCGUCGCGGUAGUGGUUUCGGUUGUUAGAUUAGGUUAAGAAAUCCAAUGAUCAUUGACACCCUCACUCCCAAUUGAGCUAAUUCAAAAAAGAUGGGCAUGAUACCUUUGCAACAUUAGAAUAUUUUGGACCACUACCAAUUAUCGGUUCGGUGCUCGGUGCUCGUCGUAGUGCUACUAGGAGCUACCCUGGGUAGCAUUCUGUGGCAUCGCGUCGUCACCAGGAGUGUUCAGGAUCAAGCUACUCCUACGGGUUGGGACGUAUAUCGGUACCAAACUUCACGAUACAGGAGUCAAAGCCGGAACGUCCGCGUUGGAUUCGAUUAGGGAAAUAUCCACUCUCGCGUGAAACGUUUGCGUGGGCCUAAACGUAACAAUACGUGUACAUAUUUAUAAUGAGCAGCUGGACGGAAAGAAUGCAUCGGCGAGCAGCGACGUUGGGAAAUGUUGUGACAAGCUGCGGUCACCCAUCCUCAGUAACGCCAUAUCCCAGGCGGCUUGAAAAAGUGAAAUUUGGAGUACCCCUAGAUGAAGUCUGCAAAAAUGAUAUACCUGGUCCAUUAUUAGUUCUAAUUCUCAAAUUGAACAAAGAAGCGCCGUUGCGAAAGGAUGUGUUUCGAGCACCUGGACAUCAAGGAAACAUGAAGAAGCUCGUUCAUUUUUUGCAAACUGGUCGUUUGGUAAACAUGGAUAAUUUCAGUGUUUAUACGAUAGCUAGUGUUCUGAAAAAGUUUCUGCGCAAGAUACCUGGAGGAGUAUUUGGUAAAGAAGGUGAGCAGCAGUUAUUUUCGGUGAUACAAUUGGACAGCGUAGAGCAACAAAGGGACCAAAUCCACAAAUUAAUCACAUCUCUACCAACUUACACCCAACGUCUGCUUGUAUUACUAUUUGGUACGUUCAGAGUAGUAGCCGUUAAUAGUGAAAGAGCUCAAACGGGUAUGUCGAGUGAGGCGCUUGGGGUAUCUGUGGCUCCCUCCUUUUUCCAGAGUUGUGUUAGCGAUGGGAAAACAGCCAAGAUGGAGGAUGUACUCAGGUUUAAGGCGGAGGUCUCAGUUGCAACACGUAUAAUGAAGUUUAUGAUCGACAAUUUUGGAGUUUCAAAUCUGUUCGGGAGAGAAAACUACGAGUUCUACGCUCGAAUUACAGGAAGAAUUUUGAAAGUGGAGGAAGACUGGAUCUUCAGCUUUCGUUAUCCCCCUGACACCUUAGUUUCUAGACAAUUAUCACUAGAAGCAGAAAAAACAUGGCUACAAUAUGAAUGUGAAAGAUGGGGCCUCAAAUUUAAUUUAGAAUCAAUGUCCCACCAAGAAGAGUCACAAUCAACACCAGCUUUAAUUCAUGUGCCAGAAUCGUUGGAUCUCACUUCAUCCCUUGGAAUAAUACCUGAAAAUACUUUGCUCGAAAGUUACACAAGACUCUCAGUUAGUCUUGAAGAGAAUGGCUUAUUUCAGGCAUCGAGCAGAUCGUCGAGUAACGGUAGCCAUCACUCCAGGCACGCUGGUAUGACGUUGGAUGAGCUAAGGGCAGUCAAUCGGUACGCAGAGAGUACGAAGAGUCUCAGUUAUUUACCUCAGGUGCACGAACGGCAAACAGCAAGAAUGCGCACUAGAUCGGAAUGGUUUUUGACGCCAAUCGGCGAACGAAUCGCAACCACAGAUAGCGACCCCACAGCACUGCAUAUCUUGCGUGGGUCGAACAGAUCAUCUUCGGGUAAUAUUGCUACUGGGCUCAGUGCAAGUGCAGAAUCUGUUAAAAGACCAAGCCUUCGCAGAACGUCCUCCAGGGAAAAAUCACGGUUGCAUCGUAGCUCUUCACGUAGGAAUAAAGAGAAUGGAGCAAAAGUACGGGCUGUAGAAGCUACAAAAUCUCGUUCGUCGGAUGUUUCGAAAGCAAAGACUAUUAGGGUCUCAUUAGACCCGCCAGCAGAGAAGAUGUCAAAAAACAAUGAAGAAAUUUCAAAUGACAAAGACAGAUCUGUCGCACAAAGGAAUGAGAGCCCGAUAGGGCCACAAGAUUGCACUGAAAUGGAUGUACAAACUUUUCACGUGACAUUAACUUACAAACCGAGGAUAUAGGCAGCUAGUAGCAAAAUUGAUACUUAGGCUAAUGUAUACUUAUACAUUUUGGUAUACGUAUAGAAUUUUGGAUGGAAAGCUUGCACCCCCCUUUUUGUUCUAUGUUUUAUAUAACUAUUUCAGUGUGAAGUUUAAUUAAAUUGUGAGAUGAGGGGAUCGCACGUUUGACCUACAAUCAGUCUAGAUCGGCGUUAUUAAAGAGUAAAAGCUCUCGUCGACGCAAUCAAUGUAAGUUUUACCAUAACACCAUUUAAAAGGUAGUGUGUAAAGUUGUGCGUCAACACUAAGCUGUUCCCAAAAUCAUUUUUUAGUUUCUAACUGUUCCAAAACCGAAAUUACCAAUGCACCAUUCCACAUGCAUUUAGUACGUAAUUUAAUUGUUGCAUUGAUAUAAUUCAAGUAAUUUACUUUCGGUAAGCAGAAUUUGACCAAGCAAAAAGAAAACCCACACAGUAACAGUGAUUGUAAAUAGGUGCGGAUAAUGAAUUUUUUAUACAAGCAAGCGUGCAGCUCAAUUAAAAAGUAUCCCAAUGCCUAUGGCGAGUGAUAAUCUUUACGUUCUUAUUUAAAUGCUAACAUCAAUAAUAAAUUACGUGUUGGACAGCCACUACCGCGGAUUCUGUUUGAACCGUUUACAUCGGUGAAUGGCCAACAAAACAUAUCUACCGACAUAACAGGUAUUUAUCGAAUGUUAUGCGCAGCUAGACAAAAGUAUGGAAAAUUUACUUGUACUUUGUCGUCAAUAUUUUCUUUGGGUAGGAAGUUCACCACAACAAACUAUGAUAAUGUAUCAGGCUAUAUCAGUUUCAUUGAUACACAUACCAUUGACAGGUACCUACACUUCAAAAAAGCAACGACUAUACUUCACAUGAAAAUAAUAACUGCAUAUGUCUAUUCAUUAUACCCUGUUCCUUACUAUUGGACAGCCAUGGAUUUUUAUUUAGUUUGGUUCGUCCUUUUUUCCAUUCAGUAUGUAACAAUCGUAAUUACCAAAUCUGUCAAAGGAGGAGUAAGAAAUACCAUUAUAGUUUACAUGUAUAAUCAGAUGAAUUAUAUCUAUGUAUGUUUACUGUUUUGCUGUCACCAAAGAAUUAUUCGUUACAUUAUUUAUUCUUUCAAUAAUAUAAAGAAAUCUCACAGACUACUUUGAAUGGUAAAUUGUGGAAUUUAGAUUCAAACUUCCAAAAGUAAAUUAUUUCGUACAUAUCACUAGAUCCUAGAGUUUUAAAUGUAAAUUUUGUUACUAUGAUUUAUACAAACCUUCAGAGACGAUUAGGUUGCUUGAAAAGUUGUCUGCAAAUUUCAAUGCAACUUAUCAAAAUUGAUUCUUCAAAAAUAAACAAAAAAGACUAUAUUA